Molecule: messenger RNA, 1812 nt
Organism: Cottoperca gobio
Lineage: Eukaryota; Metazoa; Chordata; Actinopteri; Perciformes; Bovichtidae
Gene: kcnk3a
Product: potassium channel, subfamily K, member 3a
Biological process (GO): stabilization of membrane potential; potassium ion transmembrane transport
Cellular component (GO): plasma membrane
Molecular function (GO): outward rectifier potassium channel activity; potassium ion leak channel activity; open rectifier potassium channel activity
Source: RefSeq, a predicted model, not a curated record
UGAGCCAGCCGAGCUCCCCGUCCUCCAGACCCGCGCUGACACUCCGCCCGUCCCCCUGACACGCACCGCACCAACAUGAAGAGGCAAAACGUGAGGACCCUCGCCCUCAUCAUCUGCACCUUCACCUACCUGAUAGUCGGAGCCACGAUCUUCGACGUGCUGGAGUCCCGGAAAGAAACGACCCAGAAGAGGGAGCUGGUCCUGAGGAGAAUGGAUCUGCUCAAUACCUUCAACCUGUCCAUGGAGAACUUUGACGAGCUGGAGAAAUUGGUGCUGGAGCUGAAGCCGCACAAAGCCGGCGUGCAGUGGAAAAUCGCCGGCUCGUUUUAUUUCGCCAUCACUGUGAUCACCACCAUAGGAUAUGGCCAUGCAGCCCCCAGCACAAAUGGAGGGAAGGUGUUCUGCAUGCUUUACGCCCUCCUGGGCAUCCCUCUCACUUUGGUCAUGUUCCAGAGCGUGGGCGAGCGGAUCAACACCUUCGUCAGGUACCUGCUCCACCGUCUGAAGAAGCGCCUUGGCAUGAGGCGCACUGAGGUCUCCAUGGUCAACAUGGUGACCAUCGGCUUCAUAUCCUGUAUGAGCACGCUGGGCGUGGGGGCGAUGGCCUUCUCGCACUUUGAGGAAUGGAGCUUCUUUCAUGCUUUCUACUACUGCUUCAUCACGCUCACCACCAUUGGCUUUGGGGACUAUGUAGCGCUGCAGAAUGGGCAGGCUCUGCAGACCAAGCCGGAGUACGUGGCCUUCAGCUUCAUCUACAUCCUGACGGGCCUGGCUGUGAUCGGAGCCUUCCUCAACUUAGCGGUGCUGCGGUUCAUGACCAUGAACGCAGAGGACGAGAAGAGGGAUGCUGAGCAGAGGGCUCUCCUCGCUCAUAACGGUCAGGUGGGCGGACACAUCCACUGUUCCAUAGACCAGGUCUCCGACUCCUCCACGCCCUCCGGGUGCGGCGGAGGAAGCGGGGUAGGAGGUAGUGGCGGAGGGGCGGCGGGGCCGGGUCUACGUAACGUUUACGCUGAAGUGCUCCACUUCCAAUCCAUGUGCUCCUGCCUUUGGUACAAAAGUAGAGAGAAGCUGCAAUACUCCAUUCCUAUGAUCAUCCCGCGCGACCUCUCCACCUCGGACACCUACAUGGAGCAGGGCGAGGCCUUUUCCAACCCCCUGCACUCUAACGGCUGCGUGUGCAGCCCGCAACGCCACUCAGGCAUCAGCUCAGUUUCCACUGGUCUGCACAGCAUCAACACCUACAGAAGACUCAAUAAACGCAGAAGCUCCAUCUAACCCGGAGGACUUUAUGCUUAAAGGUCAAGUCCCACAGGAGGGCCCUUCUAAGAAUAGCUGAGGACAUCAGGGGAACACAACUCCUAGAGAGAAGCUUCUUUCUGGCACUGAACGCUUGCUUCUUUCUGGCACUGAAGAUCCUCUUGACAAUGUGUAUUUAACUUCCAUUAGCUAUGCACAAACCAUUUAGCACUAACAUCAUUACUGGUGUCACUGAGAAAUAUUGCUAAUGGUUGUUUAAGAAGCAUUCGUACUACAAAACUCUGAAACUGUUGCUGUUUGAAGACAGGGAGAAGAAAUCCAGUGCGGCUCUUUCUGCACGUCUGAUAUUCUAAUAUUAAAUAUCAUAAUAUUGAAUUCAGUAUUUUCUUUGUUCAAGAGACAGAAUUUCAUGUUCUAAUAUGAAAAGGGACAAAGUACACUGUGAGACAUGUUUUUAAGAGGGAUUGUACAUAAUGCUAUGAAGAAAUAUUUUAAAUCCACUUUUUCCAGAAAUAAUCUUUGGUUGUAAGUAUUAUACUCACUGCAGUGAAA